This is a messenger RNA of Penicillium pulvis, 4188 nucleotides long. RefSeq lists its product as uncharacterized. Gene Ontology annotation, molecular function: protein binding. The transcript has 3 exons. The record is from RefSeq and is a predicted model, not a curated record. Lineage: Eukaryota; Fungi; Ascomycota; Eurotiomycetes; Eurotiales; Aspergillaceae. Bases 1 to 4188 code for a protein of 1395 amino acids.
AUGGCUACUGUAACAACAACCAUAGCCCCUAAUGGGGCAGCAAAGGCCGAGACAGUGAGGGAAGUCCCUGCUGGAACAGACGCCGCGGCUAAUGCAGAGCUUGCGAAAGCAUGGAAGGAGAUGGAAAAUCGGGUUCAAGAGCUUGCGAAGAUGUCUCAUGGCAAGGAUUACGAUCCUAAUCUACAACCUAGCGAUGUAAUGGCAAAUUUGGACGCCAUCCAGAAUCCUAGGAAGAAAUCAUAUAUCUCGCCAGGUGUCAAAGAAGCCUUCAACAAUACCCUCACUGCUGUCUCCAAGGUUGGCGGUAUGAUCGCAGAUGCUGCGUCCCAGGUCUUUGCCCCAGCCGGACAAUGCUACAAUGCUCUGAACUUCGUUAUCAGCGCCUGGCAAGGCUAUCAAGAAGUCUUCGGUGAACUUAGCUCACUAUUCGGAAGAUGCGGCGAGUUCCUGGAUCGACUGCAUCAUUAUGUCGCUGGGAAGAUGAACGCGACAUUGACCGAAGUCGCCUGCCAAGUGCUACAGCUUUUUGUUAGUGUCUGCGACCACGCAAUGAAGAUUCGGCAUUCCGGUCGUUUCAAGUUCAAAACUUUUAUGAAGAUUGCGUUCUUCUCUCAAGAUGACUUUAAAGGCUUGAUCGGUGAAAUGGACAGUCUCACAGAUAAAGAACAAUUGCUUGUGUUGGCCCAGACAUACGAGAAGGCAUCAAAGGCUGCCGAGUAUUCGAAAAACACAAUGGGCCUUUUGUCCGAGGAUCGAAUGGAAAGGUCAGAGCAGAAGAAGGCUCUGAAUGAUAGAAGUCAGAUCUUGAAGACCUUGAAUUUUGAUAACACGCCAGACACAUGGGAUAGCAAUGCACAAGCACCCAUCGCAACCUGGGGAACGACGUACCAGAAUAUUCGCCAGAACAAUGUGGAAGGAACGGGUCAAUGGCUCCUCUCCGACAAAUCUUUCCAAACUUGGAUGAGCCCAAUGACUGAUACUCCCGUUCUUGCACUUGUCGGUCCUGAAGCCGCGGGAAAAAGUUAUCUGGCUUCAACUGUCAUCAACCAUCUACGUACGCAGGUCACCGCACAAGUGGAAACCUCUAGACGUCUUGUGGGAUUCUACUUCCUUGAUGAAAGGAAGGCCAAUGCGGGAAUUGCUGUUCUUGGAAAGUCGAUCAUUUGGCAGUUCGCUGACGGCGACGCGUCGUAUAUGCAGUCGGCUGCUGGUACAUGUCGGAAGGCUGGUACCAUUGAUCCUACUAGGUUGAUGCCCCGAUUGCUUCUUGAGAACCACGAUGAGCUGGAAAAUGUUGAUGUGACCUUCUUUAUUGUCAUCAACAAGCUCGGUGACAAAAAGGGACAUAUUCACCCGGCUGUAGUUAAGUUCCUCCAACAGGCUACUCGUUGUAAGCGGCGCGCAGUUCGUGUGUUGUUCACCACCACACAGGACACUAUCGACCGACUUGAGCGAGACCAAUUUACAUGCCCUGUUAUUCAAAUUCAAAAACGGAACGCAGAUGAUGCCAUGAAAUAUAUCGACGCUCGAAUGGACAGGAUUGAUUCGCUAUCUGACACAAGGCAAGAUGGUAUCGCAGAACUCCGAUGCGAUAUUCAAGACAGGCUCUACAAAGCAACCAAGGGAAAUUAUUACAUGAUGGAUAAGACUUUAACCAAAAUUAGCUCCUUGGACUACGACAAAGACAUCUACAAUGCCCUUGAUGGCGCAGGCAGAAGUCUCGAGGAUCACAUUGUUGAUGAUGUACGCAGGCUCAAUGAGACCCUCUCAGCCAAAGAGAUUGAAGAAAUGAACAAAAUUAUCCUUUGGGUUAGCUUUGCACAGGAGCGAGUGACAGCUGAUAUAAUGUCAGCAGUGCUGCGCUUUAAAAACGACGCAGUGUCCCUUACUCCUCUAGGCGAACGACUCAAGAAGAAGUUCCUCCUAUUUGAGAUUGAUAACGAUGGCUAUGUCGCAUUCCGAUCAGAGAAGAUUCUGGACGCCAUUCCAGAGCGAGCCGCAGCAGCCAAAGAGCGCCAAAGGAAAAACCCAGCCGUUAACGAAGGCGAGGUUGAGAUUCUUCGGCACUUCCUAAAAUCCGUCUGCCCCCCGGGACUAGCGGAGAAACUCGAAAUGGAGCAGCAUUUCAGGGAAAAAUUGAGCGCUCGGCAGCAACAAAUCUAUCGCGAGGACGAGAACCAUGCUCACUUUCAGCUUGCCAAGGUUUGCCUUCAUGCUCUGGCUAACAAGGCAGGCGAGAAACUGAGGCCGCUGCGCGGGUAUGCCUCUCGUCAGCUUGUUUACCAUAUUUCCCAAGUGGACUUGGCAGAGAUUGAUCCUGAGCUAAAGGGUCAAAUUGGACCUGACUUGGUCAAUCUCUUCCGUGAUCGAGACUCAAUUGAUAAUCUUCUCUGGGCCACCAAGACUGUCCCAACCUUCCCAUCCUGGCUCCUUGAAAAGAGCCAGAUGGCUAAGAUUUGCGAUUGGCUGAGCAGAGAAAGAAUCGUCGCCAAUGUCAACGAAGAAGGGAAGAAGUGGCUUGCCAAUUUGUUUGGGACUACGGAAAGUCACCGAUUUAACACGAUUAUUUUGCCUUGUGCCCGUCGGAUGGCAGAGUUGUGUCUCAAAGAGGAGUCACCUGCCCAGGUUGCGACGAUGGCAUUCUAUUGCCUAGAUGAUUACUUUGUGAAGUUUACUCAGACGGGGGCGUUAAGCGAAGCUGAUUUCAAGCAUCGUGCAUCCACACCCCGCCUUUCCGAAGUCGAGGGCCUGAUAAGAUCGGAGACCCUCGUCUCGAACCCGGACGCACUAUGGGAAACCCAAAUGGGUUAUGUCUAUGACGGCUUCUCCCAAUUUUCAAAGGCUGAAGAAAGAUGCCGCAAUGCGCUGAAGGACGCUCCCAAAGGUGACAAAGCGCCCUGGCGACCCUUGCUACUUCUGGCCAAGGUUGUCCAGUCACACACAGAAUCGAUUGAGAUUUUAAAGCAGCUUAUGGAACGCUAUGAGAAUGACUCUGCCUGGAUGGCCGCAAAUGAGAAAUCAUAUGCCGAAAUGGCCUUUAUUCUUGGAAAUCGGUAUUGGAGCACAGAUAGGUCAGAAAAAUCCGGCAAGAGAUAUUCUCAGUGUCUUCAGCACGACCCUACCAACACCAACUUCUUUAAGGCGAUUCUUGCACGAUACCAUGACACGGAAAGAUGGGAGGGUAUUAUUGGUUUCUUUGAACAGAUGCACUCCCAGUCUCAACUUGCCCCAAUGGCGCUUAGCCUGGCUGACGAGGAGAGACUCCAUGUGAUCGUUCUGCUUGUCGCAAUCAACACAAAGAAGUACUACAUCUUUGAUCAUAUUUACCCCAAGGCAAUUGCCAUGGCUACGAAGAACAGAGAUCACAAUGCUGCAUUCUAUCUUCGUGAGUCCUACGCAGGUGCCCUCGCUGUACUUCCCGAGCUCCCACUGGAGAAGGUUACAGAAUUGCUGGAAAUAGCUGCAAUGGAGGACAUUCCAAAUACGACCUUGAACCCCACAGUGGCCUUCUUCCUCAUCGGAUACAGAUUAGGACGGAUCUAUCUCGACAAAGCGAUUGAGGCCAAGAACGCCGGAAGAGCCGAGAAGGCAAUCGAAACCCUGGGGAUGAUGCAAAAGGUCGUGCCCGAACAGGUCAAUGAGGAUCAAAUGCGUCUUCCUCUCCGUCUGUUUGGCGCCAGGUACUUCAAGCAGCAAGACGAUCUACCCACUGCCUACAAAUUAGCACACAACACUCUGCAAAUGGCCAUUGAGCUGCUGUCUGAUGAAGAUGACAGCAAUGACACCCUAGCCUACACCAAGAUCUUGCAUGCUGCUAUUCCAUUCGGUGACAAGAAGAAUGCUCUCGCAGCUCUUUGGAUGUUGAAGAUUGGUGAAGGGGACCAAUUCUCCUUCCGUUGUAGCUGCAAGUGCGGAGCUGCAUGGAUUUCGCCGGGUAAUAUGUGGUGGUGUAUGGACUGUAUCAACAUGGUCUUGACUCCCGACUGCUACAAGAAGGUCAAAAGUGGUGAGUUCUUCAACAAUAUUUGCCACAAGAACCACAGUCAUUUCUUCCUGCCUGAUUUGGAGGAGUCGAGAUUGAAGGACUUGCCUAAGGACCAUGUGCCAUGGGGAGAUGAAGAUAUCCUGCUUGAGGAUUGGAAGAAGGAUAUUAUCAAGACGUAUAAUUUGGGUCAAAAGACUAGGUGA